AUGAGGGAUACUGCUCACCGAUACAGUCAGGAUACAGAGUAUAGAAUACGUGAUCUCAAAAUAAGAAGACAAGAAACUGAAGAGUGGUAUAGUACGUUAAUGGUGAAUCAGCUUGCUACAAAGGAAGAAAAGUUCGACCCUACAUGGGAUUGGUUUCAGCGCAGCCACCAUCGUUGUAGCACACACUUACGUUCUCAGGGGACUUUUAUGACUACUCUAGAAACAUCACUUAUCAUGGUAAUAUGA
Molecule: messenger RNA, 246 nt
Organism: Naumovozyma dairenensis CBS 421
Lineage: Eukaryota; Fungi; Ascomycota; Saccharomycetes; Saccharomycetales; Saccharomycetaceae
Exons: 1
Coding region: 1-246 (81 amino acids)
Source: RefSeq, a predicted model, not a curated record